UUAAUGAUUCGUUCGCGCAAACCGGACAUCGCUAGUAAAUAAACGCUCAGGCUCCGGAACUAAGACGAUAUUUCAUGAAAUCUAAAGGAUGGAAAUAAGGCUUCCGAUUUUCACACACAAUCAUGUUGUAUUGUGUGUCUCCGCGGUGUUUGUUUUCGCUGGUGUGUGUGGUGUGUCAGCGAUAGACGUGUUCACUCCAGCUGAUAUGUUUGUGGAGAACGGGACCACAGUCACUCUGUCCUGCAGCUUCAAGUCUAGAGAAGUGAUCAGUAGUUCAGCGUCAGUGACGUGGUCUUUCCUUCCGGAGGGAGAAACCGGAGCGUCCACUUCAUUCUUCUAUUACUCCGCUGGGAAGUCGUUUCCGGGCUCUUUGCCGCAGUUUAAGUCUCGUGUGGAGUGGGCCGGAGACAUGAACAAGAAGGACGUGUCGAUCCGUGUGAUCCAGAUGCAGUUCAAGGACAACGGGACGUUCAGCUGCGACGUGAAGAAUCCUCCAGACAUCUCCGGACAGAUGUCCUUCAUUAAAGUCAGGGUGGUCAUGAAAGAGGCUCUUCCUCAGACCAGCACUGCAGUGAUCGUGGGGGGGGUGAUCGGAGCUGUGAUCGGCAUCAUCAUCAUCGCUGUGGUCACCUACCUGAUCAUCAGACGACGGGAGCCCAGUCACGCCUACGAAGGCUGCACCUCGUUAGAGAGUGUGAGCUCACAGAACACUAGGGUGGGGAAGAAAGUGGAGUCUAGCAACGACAACUCGCGCUGCUCCAGCCCCUCCGCCCCUGUACAGGGGCCGGUGAUUUACGCCCAGCUCGAUCACUCCGGCAGCAAGAACUCCUUCCACAAGAUGGAGCCGGUGGUGUACGCAGACAUCCGCAAGAACUAGAGCGCCUGGCCUGUGCAUCUGUUCUUCACCUCAUUCAGAGCGUGAUCGGUCACACGGGUGGGUUAGUACUGGACUGAUGACGGCACGUGACCACAGACUCUUUCUUCUGUUUCUGUGUGUGUUUUUAUGUCAAUGUGAGUUUCUAGAUUACAAUUACGCUGCUGUAGAUGACGGGUCUCACACGUCUCACCACUCAAACUACACAGACUUUACAUAGACAAGUGUUUUUCUAUCAU
This is a messenger RNA of Carassius carassius (crucian carp), 1113 nucleotides long. It is a transcript of the gene mpzl1l, whose product is annotated as myelin protein zero-like 1 like. Gene Ontology annotation, cellular component: focal adhesion; cell surface; membrane. The transcript has 6 exons. The coding region runs from base 89 to 877 and encodes 262 amino acids. NCBI's taxonomy places the organism in Eukaryota, Metazoa, Chordata, Actinopteri, Cypriniformes, Cyprinidae. The record is from RefSeq and is a predicted model, not a curated record.